Dufourea novaeangliae is the source of this 2036-nucleotide messenger RNA. Its product is annotated as neuropeptides capa receptor-like. The coding region runs from base 411 to 1802 and encodes 463 amino acids. Gene Ontology annotation, molecular function: neuromedin U receptor activity. Lineage: Eukaryota; Metazoa; Arthropoda; Insecta; Hymenoptera; Halictidae. The record is from RefSeq and is a predicted model, not a curated record. Gene Ontology annotation, cellular component: plasma membrane. Gene Ontology annotation, biological process: neuropeptide signaling pathway. The transcript is spliced from 7 exons.
AUUCGAUCAGCUCGUUGGAUGGUGGAACGAUGUUGUCGUUGAGCGAAGAAUACGCCGUGAUUUUGUAAACGGACACAGUUUAAUUGUCCACUGGCUCGUCGAGCGAACAAUUAUUACACUUCGACGAUCACAAAGUACGAUUUCCGAUAAAUAAGCACGACGAACGCUGAACACUUAACAAUUCUGUCCGCUUUGCAACGAAACGAUACCACAACGAUACGUACAUACGGCAUUCUUAAAAUAGACCGUUGCCGGGCUCGCUCGAACCAGCCUCUUCUUACCUUCGGCGCCACAAUAUUUACAAACACACCUGGCAUCCCUUCUUAAAUGCUCGACACGCGUUCCAGCCCCUCGAACGGCAAAGGUUUCACACGUAGCGGGAAUAGAAUACAUUCUAUUUGGAAGUCGCUAUGGAAACGUCGCCGGAGGAUGUGAGCGAUCUGCACGAUUUUUGGAAGGACUGGGACCUGAAAAACCUGACGGAAUCGGAGUACCUGACCAAGGUGCUGGGGCCCAAGUAUCUCCCGAUGAGGAUGGUUGUGCCGCUCACGAUAGCGUAUCUGGUCAUAUUCGUCACUGGGAUCUUUGGAAAUGUCGCCACGUGCACGGUGAUCAUCAGGAAUCCAUCGAUGCAGACGGCCACCAAUUACUACUUGUUCAGUCUGGCCAUAUCCGAUCUUACUCUACUUAUACUGGGAUUACCCAACGAGCUGAGCGUCUUUUGGCAACAGUACCCGUGGGCCCUGGGUGUCGGUCUUUGCAAGAUCAGGGCGUACGUGUCGGAAAUGUCCUCGUACGUGUCGGUUCUAACGAUAGUGGCCUUCUCCAUGGAAAGAUAUUUGGCCAUAUGUCAUCCGCUUCGGGUUUACAAGAUAAGCGGUCUCAAAAGACCGAUACGUUUCAUCUUGGCCGCGUGGUCAAUUGCACUGGUCUGCGCGAUACCGUUCGCGAUCUAUACAAAAGUCAAUUUGGUCGAGUAUCCGCCAGAGUCGGGUAAUUACUCGGCAAAUUCAGCGAUCUGCGCCAUGCUCUUACCGUACAUGCCCAAGUUUCCUCUUUACGAGCUGAGCAGCAUUAUAUUUUUCUUGAUACCGAUGCUGGUGAUCUUGGUGGUUUACACAAGAAUGGGCUGGAAGAUCAGGAACAGCACACGGGAUGUAGUGGUGCGCGGGGCGAUUCAUGGAGAUUCGAGACGGGUUCAAUCCCGGAGAUCCGUCAUCAGAAUGCUGAGUGCGGUGGUAAUCAUGUUCUUCGUCUGCUGGGCCCCGUUCCACGCACAGCGAUUGCUCUACGUCUACGCGCAGGAGUCCGACUAUUACCCCGAUUUGAACGAAUGGCUGUACAUUUUGAGCGGUUGCCUCUAUUAUUUCAGCACCACCGUGAAUCCGAUUCUGUACAAUUUAAUGAGCAUGAAGUACCGACACGCUUUCAAGCAGACGCUUUGCUGCGUUGGAAGGAAGCCACCUAGUCGUAGCUGGACUACCAGGAGGACACCGCAGAUGUGCGAGAAUGGUACCAACGGGAAGGCUCAUAAUUCGAGUUUUAAGAAUUCAGUGAGGUACACCAUCGGUCAGGCAAAAGAAAUGUUUCGGUUCACUGCGAGUCGGGAAACCGUGAACAGAGACGAGAACGCGAACGAUAAUGCGUCUCGUAAAUCUUACGCGCUGAAGAAGGAGGACUCAACGUCCAAACCCCUUCUCGACCGAAUGCACUCCGUUGCGCGGGAACAGGCGAGCAACAAAAGUGCACCGUCUAAAAGGACCGUGGAGGAAUCCAUGUCUACAGCGAGCAGUAUUCUGUGAUCUAUACGAUCUCUUCAAUCCUCCCUUGGCGCGGAGCCAUCCAACUCCGAUUAAAUCCUGUAAAUACUGUAGCUUGUAAAUUAAUUUACAUUUUUAUUUAUUCUUUGACGAUGUAUUAUAUGGUCGUGUCGUUUGUAAGUCGAUUUUUAUCCGGGAUCUAUUUUCCGUUGUACAAUUUCUUUCGUGUUUAAAUAAAAAGCGUCAACGGUGGGCGUUUUAAUUAGUUUCGACCGA